This is a messenger RNA of Eubalaena glacialis (North Atlantic right whale), 2692 nucleotides long. RefSeq names its product Mab-21 domain containing 2 (gene MB21D2). The coding region runs from base 472 to 1947 and encodes 491 amino acids. The transcript is spliced from 2 exons. Lineage: Eukaryota; Metazoa; Chordata; Mammalia; Artiodactyla; Balaenidae. The record is from RefSeq and is a predicted model, not a curated record.
UCUUUCCUCUGGGUGCGCUGUCCCUUUAAAUGGGGGACGCUGGUGCUGGCUCCGUAACACCGGAGCCGGCAGCUUGUUGAUUUCAGAGCUGGUGAAUUUCACAUUGUUUCCACUUCACUUUCCUCGCCCGGGGGAGGCUCGGGUUGGCUCUACAACCGCUACCGCAGUUGCCAGCUAGGUCCAGGGGAGAGCAGAGACCUGCAGCAUCUGGGCCGGCGUGGGGCCGCAGGGAAGGGUGUCGGGGCCACACACGCACUCUCGCUGCAGUCCAGAUCCUUCUGAAGCCCGGACGCCCGGAGCGCACCGAGCCGGAACCGCCCGCCUAGACGCCCGCCCGCCAGCCAGCCCGCCCGCCCACGGGCCGGGGUCACAGCCAGGGAGCCGGCGAGGGGAGGAGGCCCAGGGGGGCUGGGUGGGGGGGCGGGGGUGGGUGCUGCUGCUGCCGCGGAGCUGCUACUCGGCGCGUUUUGUAUGAAGAUGGCGGCUCCCACCGCCAGCAAGGCAGCCUCCCUGGGCUGUAACAACAAGCCUGCGUUCCCGGAGCUGGAUUUCAGGUCGGGAGCUCGGGUGGAGGAAUUGAACAAACUCAUCCAAGAAUUCACGAAGCACGACCAGCGGGAAUACGACGACCAGAGAGCCCUGGAGAUUCACACAGCCAAGGAUUUCAUCUUUUCCAUGCUGGGAAUGGUGCAAAAGCUGGACCAAAAACUUCCAGUGGCCAAUGAGUAUCUAUUGCUUUCUGGAGGAGUCCGGGAAGGCGUGGUAGACCUGGACUUAGAUGAGCUUAAUGUCUACGCCCGAGGGACCGACUAUGAUAUGGACUUCACUCUUCUGGUGCCAGCCCUGAAGCUUCAUGACCGUAAUCAGCCUGUGACACUGGAUAUGCGCCAUUCAGCCUUGUGCCACUCUUGGCUGAGCCUUCGGCUCUUUGACGAGGGGACGAUCAGUAAGUGGAAAGACUGUUGCACCAUCGUAGAUCACAUCAAUGGUACCACCAACUACUUCUUCUCCCCAACCAAAGUGGCUGACUGGUUCUAUGACUCCAUCAGCAUUGUCCUAUCAGAGAUACAGAAGAAACCCCAGCGAGGGAUGCCAAAGGUGGAAAAGGUAGAAAAGAAUGGGACCAUCAUCUCCAUCAUCCUGGGUGUGGGGAGCAGUCGUAUGUUGUACGAUAUUGUCCCGGUGGUGUCUUUCAAGGGUUGGCCGGCAGUGGCCCAGAGCUGGCUCAUGGAGAACCACUUUUGGGAUGGGAAGAUCACUGAGGAAGAAGUCAUCAGUGGGUUUUACCUGGUGCCUGCUUGCUCCUACAAGGGAAAGAAGGACAAUGAGUGGCGGCUGUCCUUUGCCAGGAGUGAGGUGCAGUUGAAGAAGUGCAUCUCCAGCAGCCUCAUGCAGGCCUACCAGGCCUGCAAAGCCAUCAUCAUUAAACUCCUGUCCCGGCCCAAGGCUAUCAGCCCCUAUCACCUGCGGAGCAUGAUGCUCUGGGCCUGCGACAGACUUCCUGCCAACUAUUUGGCCCAAGAAGACUAUGCAGCCCACUUUUUGCUGGGCCUCAUUGAUGACCUGCAACACUGUCUGGUCAACAAGAUGUGUCCCAAUUACUUCAUCCCGCAGUGCAACAUGCUGGAGCACCUGUCCGAGGAGACGGUCAUGCUCCACGCGCGGAAGCUCUCCUCCGUCCGCUCAGACCCGGCGGAGCACUUGCGCACCGCCAUCGAGCACGUCAAGGCAGCCAACCGGCUGACACUGGAGCUCCAGAGACGAGGGAGCACCACUAGCAUCCCCUCCCCGCAGUCCGACGGAGGGGACCCCAACCAGCCCGAUGACCGUCUGGCCAAAAAACUGCAGCAACUAGUGACUGAGAACCCGGGGAAGUCGAUCUCCGUCUUCAUUAACCCUGAUGAUGUGACAAGGCCCCAUUUCAGAAUUGAUGAUAAAUUUUUCUGAGCGUUUUUGCUGCCUUUUUUCCCCCUCGGGUUCUAAAACUCUCAUAAUAUGUAGUGUGGUUUGUGAUGCCGUCUUUCUGUUUUUUACAUAUCCAGACUAGAUUGGAUCUGUUAAGAACACAUUUUAAGUUUCCUGGUUCUGCAGGAUGGUGCAGGCUCUGAAACAGUAUAUUACUAUUUCAUAUUCUGCCUCUGAUUUUGUUGUUUACUUUUUGUAGUUAUUACACAUUGUUUUGGUGUUUGGUUUUGUUUUUGUUUUUUUAAGGAGAACUUGAGCCAUAGAUGAAAAUACCCAUGAAUUCUCUCACUUUUUUCUGUUUCAUACUUUGUGCUUUCAUACUUUUGUUCAUGGGAGUGGGGAAACAAAUCUCUUUCUCAUGCUUCAGGAUUCUCUUAUUUUUUUGUUUUCCUUUUUUUGUCUUUAUUUUUUUUAGUGAGCGUUCAUCACCACAGGUAUUUGAAAAUCAUCUGAACCUGGGAACUACCUGGUACGUUAGUUGGAUUUAUUUCUUUCGACCAGUGGCCAGGGUAUUUUCUCCCUCUCUGCCAAACAACGUAGACUUUGAAAGUGAUAAUGCUACAAAUUGUGUUUGGAGCAACUUCAUUGAAUGUAAUUGUCCUUAAAUCAGAACUUUGGAUGGUUUGGAAGGGUGUCUUUGACAACUUUCCAGAUAGAAUUAAGGUUUCCAAAUGGUAGUUUUAGUGUGUGUAAUUAUUUGAAGCCUUAUUUAAAUCCUAUUAAAGAA